This is a messenger RNA of Arabis nemorensis, 1359 nucleotides long. The record is from the annotation of a GenBank genome assembly. Lineage: Eukaryota; Viridiplantae; Streptophyta; Magnoliopsida; Brassicales; Brassicaceae.
AUGGCCACUGUAGCGGCAAAACAUGUAUCUCAUGUUCAGGCCACGGUGGUCUGUGCAAAGUCCAACGGUAUCCAAAUCCAUAUCCGAAGCGGCGGUCAUGACUACGAGGGCCUUUCUUACAUGUCGUCUGUGCCAUUUGUUAUUCUCGAUAUGUACAAUCUUAGGUCAAUCACUGUUGACGUGUCAAGCAAGAAAGCAUGGAUUCAAGCUGGUGCAACCUUGGGAGAGCUCUACACAAAGGUCAAUGACGCGAGCAAAACGCUAGCGUUUCCGGCCGGAGUUUGCGCUACGGUAGGAGCUGGAGGACACAUAAGCGGUGGAGGGUACGGAAAUCUGAUGAGAAAGUACGGAAUCACUGUGGAUCAUGUCGUUGAUGCUCAAUUAGUUGAUGUCAACGGCAAACUCUUAAAUCGAGCUACGAUGGGAGAAGAUCUAUUUUGGGCGAUUCGUGGCGGUGGGGGAGGGAGUUUCGGAGUUAUCAUCUCUUGGAAAGUCAACCUCGUCGAGGUUCCAAAGAUUCUAACAGUGUUUAAGGUUAACAAAACAUUGGAAGAAGGAGGCACUGAUGUUCUAUACAAGUGGCAGCUUGUGUCUACCAAAUUUCCUGAAAGUCUUUUUGUGAGAGCAAUGCCUCAAGUCGCAAAUGGAACAAAGCGCGGGGAGAGAACCAUCGCGGUUGUAUUUUACGGUCAGUUCUUGGGUCAAACCAAUGAGCUAAUGGCGAUAAUGAACGAGAACUUGCCUGAAUUAGGGCUCAAACGUGAAGAUUGUCACGAAAUGAGCUGGCUUAACACGACCUUGUUUUGGUCCGAUUACCCGGCCGGUACACCGGCGAGCAUUCUUCUAGAAAGGCCGUCGAGUCCAGGAGAAUUCUUCAAAAGCAAAUCGGAUUAUGUCAAAAAACCAAUCCCAAAAGGAGGAAUGGAGAAGCUUUGGAAGACAAUGUUGAAAUUCAACAAUAUUGUGUGGAUGCAAUGGAACCCUUACGGUGGAGUGAUGGACCGAAUUCCUUCGACUGCCACUGCGUUUCCUCACCGGAAAGGGAACUUGUUCAAGAUUCAAUACUAUACGACAUGGCCGAACGCAAACGCCACAGAGGCUAGUCUAAGUCAAAUGAGGGAGCUUUACGAGGUUGCCGAACCGUACGUGUCAAGUAACCCCAGAGAGGCGUUCUUUAACUACAGAGACAUCGAUGUUGGAAGCAAUCCUAGUGGUGAGACAAACGUUGAUGAAGCUAUAAUAUAUGGAUCGAAGUAUUUCUUGGGGAAUUUGAAGAGAUUGAUGGACAUUAAAGCCAAGUAUGAUCCUAAGAAUUUCUUCAAGAACGAGCAGAGUAUUCCUCCUGUUCGUGUAAUAUAG